CCCGCCCCCCCGCCAGGAGCCUCCCCCCCCGCUCUCCCCAGGCUGUGCCCCCUCCGCUGCCAGCUUGCGCCUCGCCCCCCUCAGGCAGUGCCCUGCCCCCCCCAUAUCAGUGUGUCCGCACGUCUCUUCCUUUUGCCCCUGCCCCGAGUCCGCAUUCUGCUGCGUGCGCUCCCUGCCCGCUCCUGUGCCCCGGCCCCACUGUCUCUGCCUGGGCGCCCUUCCCAAGCGCCCCCAGUCGCCGGGCCCCGAGCACCAGGAAGCCGCAAGACCCUUCCCUGGAGGGUGUUCGUGGCCAGAGGAACAGGCUCAGCUUGGUUCUGCUCAGCUCAGUGGAAAACCGGGACGCUGGGGCCAGGGCUGGUGAAAUGACUUCUGGGCUCAGAGCUGCGAGUUUCCCCACGUGGAAACGGCACAUUGCAGAGGAGCUGAGGCGACGGGACCGGCUGCAGAGACAAGCCUUUGAAGAAAUCAUCCUCCAGUAUAACAAGCUACUAGAGAAGACUGAUCUCCAUGCUGUGCUGGCCGACAAGAUAAACGCAGAAAAGUAUGAUUUGCAAAGCAGACAUGAGAUCAGUCCAGGACAUGAUGGCACUAGGAAUGAAGCUCAAUUGCAAGAAAUGGCCCAGAUGAGAAUUAAACAUCAAGAGGAGCUGACAGAGCUGCAUAAGAAGCGUGGUGAGUUGGCGCAGUCAGUGAUUGAUUUGAAUAAUCAAAUGCAGCAGAAAGACAAGGAGAUGCAGAUGAAUGAAGCCAAGAUUGCAGAAUACUUGCAGAAGAUCUCUGAGCUGGAAACAGAGUGCCAGGAACUGCGCAGCAAGCUGCAAGAACUUGAGCGAGCCAAUCAGACUCUGAAGGAUGAGUAUGAUGCCCUCCAGAUCACCUUCACUGCUCUAGAAGAGAAACUGAGGAAAACUACUGAAGAUAACCAAGAGCUGGUCUCACGUUGGAUGGCAGAGAAGGCUCAGGAAGCCAAUCGGCUCAAUGCAGAGAAUGAGAAGGACUCAAGGAGGCGACAAGCCAAGCUGCAGAAAGAGCUAGCAGAAGCUGCUAAGGAACCGCUGCCUGUUGAACAGAGGAGGCAUGUUCCCAUACUUUCCAGGGAUGAUGAUAUUGAAGUGCUUGCAGAUGAAACUUCUGACCCUGCUGAAGAGACUUCUCCUGUGCGAGCAAUCAGCCGGACAUCCAGUAAGCGACUGUCCCAGCCAGCUGGAGGUCUUCUGGACUCUAUCACUAAUAUCUUUGGGAGGCGCUCUCUGUCCUCAUUUCCUGCUCCCCAGGAUAAUAUGGAUGCACAGCCAGGUUCCAGUAAAGAAGUGAGAGUUCCCAAUACUGCAGUGUACGUCUUUGACGCACAUGAUGGCGAGGUAAAUGCAGUUCAGUUCAGUCCUGGUUCUCGGUUACUAGCAACAGGAGGCAUGGAUCGGAGAGUUAAACUCUGGGAAGUCUUUGGAGAUAGGUGCGAACUGAAAGGUUCACUGUCUGGCAGUAAUGCGGGGAUUACAAGUAUCGAGUUUGACAGUUCUGGCUCUUAUCUCUUAGCAGCUUCAAAUGACUUUGCUAGCAGAAUCUGGACUGUAGAUGACUCUCGGUUACGGCACACACUCACAGGCCACAGUGGGAAGGUUCUGUCAGCCAAGUUCUUGUUGGAUAAUGCACGCAUUGUGUCAGGGAGUCACGACCGGACCCUCAAGCUUUGGGACCUGCGCAGCAAAGUUUGUAUAAAAACAGUAUUUGCAGGAUCAAGCUGCAACGAUAUCGUGUGCACAGAGCAGUGUGUGAUGAGUGGGCAUUUUGAUAAGAAGAUUCGCUUCUGGGAUAUCAGGACGGAGAGCAUUGUGCAGGAACUGGAACUGUUUGGGAGGAUCACAGCUUUAGACCUGAACCCAGAGAGAACAGAGCUCUUGACCUGUUCUCGAGAUGAUCUGCUGAAGAUAAUUGAUUUACGAGUCAAUACUGUCAAACAGACUUUCAGUGCCCAGGGAUUCAAAUGUGGAUCUGACUGGACCAGAGUCGUCUUCAGCCCUGAUGGUAAUUAUGUGGCAGCUGGUUCAGCUGAUGGGGCCCUGUACAUCUGGAAUGUGCUCACUGGGAAAGUGGAGAGAACUCUUGCAAAGCAUCACAGCUCCCCUAUCAAUGCAGUGACAUGGUCUCCAGCCGGUGCCCAUGUGGUCAGUGUGGACAAAGGAAACAAGGCUGUGCUGUGGUCUGAAUUUUGAUUGGAAGGAGAGAAGACAGUUUGAAAUGUCUCACUUGAAGGGUGCUGGUCCACGGCUAGACAGAAUGGAGGUCCAAGCCUAGAUCCAUCCUUCAUACACUGGGCGUCAUCCAAUGGGCUUCACUUCUCACAGGAGAGCUCUAAUGGGGCAAUCAAGGAUGGAGGAGCCAGAAGCAGAGCCCUUUACUGCCUCUAAGUAUUCUGCUGGCACUCAGACUCAGCAAGGGUCAGCUGAUUUGGAUGGUGAAUGCUACUAGACAUGCCUUGACAUGCCGUUAUCUAUGCACAGGAUGGAGCCGAAGGUACUAGCCAGAUUCCCUCACCGGACAGCGGUGCCAAAUAUCCUAUUAUGCGAAUGUAUGUGUAGCACUUCUGACUUGGGAGUGUUGGGAAAAGUUUACCAUGUAUUCUGACCUAAUGCAUGUCCUGUCUCCCGUGUUCUGUUCCCGUGGAGUAGCUUAAACAUGGGGUUGAGGGCAUCCUGAAACAUGGAUAGGGUGGUCCUGGUCAGUCUGUAAAGUGAUGGAACAGCUGUAAACUAAUUUAAAUGUUUCUGUUGCUCUGGCAAUUCUGCCCCCUGUGGUGUUGGCUGAGUUUGGGGCUUCUCCCAUUCUGACGUAGUCUGCCUGUCAGUUUGUAAUCUGAGAACUCCCUGCGUUACCUUGAACUGUAUUUCAGGGAACUAUCCUUUCUUUAGGGUUGAUGCAUCUUCGUAAAAGUUCCCUCCAAUAGUUCCUAGAGCGGAAGUACCAAAAAAUGGAGAAAAGAGGCUCUUCAUUCAAACCAAUAUAUUCCUAGUUUCUGGGGGGGAGGAGAAGAGGUGUGACAUCUGCUUUGGGCAUGGUGAUGCUGCCAUCAUGAGGAACGUGUGCAUACCAAGAUUUCCAGUAUCAGAAAAUAAACAUAUAGUCUCUUCUGCUGCCCAUCCGGCCUUCUCUACUGGAGGCUGUUGGAGCACAGGGAACAAUGGGAUUGAAUCCUGAAUGUAAUGCUCUGAUGUUGGCAAUGCCAGGCCACGUCCCCCUUUCUGAGCACAUGUGCAAUAUUCUCCUUUGUGCUUGAGCCCUUCUGUGGCCUCGCAUAGGAUUUACACCCUGUAUCCUCAGGCUUUCAAAUACAUGUGGGGGUUGGAGGAGAAUUAACUGUGAUGUUUUGUAACUUUUAUCCAGCCAAACUUUUCCACAUCAGAUGGGCCUUGAGACAAGCCACCAGCGUUCCGCCGCCUUUUUAUUUGCACUUUAUUUUGCUUCCUUCCUGAGCUUGUUUUCCAAGGAAGUGUUUUGACGGGUUAGGAAAGAGGGUGGUUUCUAGGACAGAGGUCUCUAACUCAGCCUUUCAUUCAGACAACUGCUGCAGAGGGGAGUUGAGUAUACAGGGCAAAUCUUUUAUUUAUUCAGCUGCCCACCAGAACUUGAUUGUAAAUAAACCUGUGUUCUGCUUUUAAAA
This is a messenger RNA of Pelodiscus sinensis (Chinese soft-shelled turtle), 3661 nucleotides long. The record is from RefSeq and is a predicted model, not a curated record. Lineage: Eukaryota; Metazoa; Chordata; Testudines; Trionychidae.